This is a messenger RNA of Emiliania huxleyi CCMP1516, 819 nucleotides long. RefSeq lists its product as hypothetical. Bases 1 to 819 code for a protein of 272 amino acids. Lineage: Eukaryota; Haptophyta; Isochrysidales; Noelaerhabdaceae. The record is from RefSeq and is a predicted model, not a curated record. The transcript has a single exon.
AUGUCUCUCACCGCCCUCUGCGCCAAGCAGCGCCGCUUCGGUGGCGCGGGUGACGGCGGCUGGACCUUGUGCGUGGACCGCCGCGCGAUGCACGUGCGGGACCGCUGUGUGAUCUUCUCCUUUGGCGUCGGCUUUGAUGCAGCCUUCGACUUGGAUGCUGCCACUCGCCUGCCGUGGUGCGAGGUGCACAUGUUCGACCCCACGCCCCAGGUUGUGGAGGUUCUGAGCGGUAGCGCGGCCGCGUGGGCGGCGCUCUAUGGAAAAGCCGCGACCCGCACGCAGGACACUCUGGAAGCGUUUCGAGCACAGACGCGCGGCCUGCUGGCCAAUGGCACGGCCACGACCUCUCCAGGUGCGCUCUCGCUCCCCAAUGUGCGCUUCCACCCGUUCGGCCUAGCCGCGCGCGACCGCAAUGGCACGCUGCGCAACUGGUGGACGCAGCAUCGCAUGAGCCGCACCAUAAAGAGAGCUCCCACAGCAGAGUUCCUGUCUCUCGAUUCGAUUGUGGCGCGAGUGGGCCGCACGCCAAGCGUUGUGAAGGUGGACAUCGAAGGGGCUGAGAAGCAGCCGGGGGUGCUGGAGGCCCUGCUGCACAGUGGUGCGCCGCAGCUGGCUCUCGAGCUGCACAAGGCUGGUAAGCAUACGCUCAAGCAGACACAGCUCUUGGCUUCCGCCGCCGCAGCAGGCUACCGCCCGUGGAGAUCGGAGCGCGCCGAGUACAAGGAGGUCAAUAGCAUCCAUUACCUGCUCAGCGUGCCUGUGCGCUUGCCGCCCGCAGCAGCGGCUAUCGCUUCGACGCACGCACCUGAGCGGCGGUGA